This is a messenger RNA of Micropterus dolomieu (smallmouth bass), 1162 nucleotides long. RefSeq names its product SLX9 ribosome biogenesis factor (gene slx9). The record is from RefSeq and is a predicted model, not a curated record. Lineage: Eukaryota; Metazoa; Chordata; Actinopteri; Centrarchiformes; Centrarchidae. The transcript has 6 exons. Bases 112 to 873 code for a protein of 253 amino acids. Gene Ontology annotation, biological process: maturation of SSU-rRNA from tricistronic rRNA transcript (SSU-rRNA, 5.8S rRNA, LSU-rRNA). Gene Ontology annotation, cellular component: nucleolus; 90S preribosome; preribosome, small subunit precursor.
AGAUUCACUUCCGGCGACACUACAGAUGACUUGACAACGUCGCACGCUGUGGACAUCGGGGGAGCAUCAGGGGCGAAACACCUUUUAGAUUCAGUUUAUCAUAAAGUUAACAUGGUUGGGAAGAUAAAACAUGUCCGCCAGAAGAUUCACCAGGAGGCAGUGAAGCUCGUGAGGCCGAGCAGCCUCACACCGUCGCCCUCCUCUGUGGUAUCUCCCAGUCUGGAGAAGCCCGCUGCCUCCGGACCAACGUUGCACACAUUAAGUCCUCCACCGCUGGGAAACAACAAGAGUGACGCCUCGAGCGACGUUAAGCAGGCUCUUGCAGAUGGCUCCUUCCCCACUGGGAUCUUUGCUGGCACUAAAAUAACUCCAGAGGCCCUGGUGCAAACACUGAAGUUUGAGGAGCCUCCAGAUGUGCCCGUACCUGCUAAGAAAGGCCCAGAAGAGAAGAAAGUCAAGCCAAAGAAAGAGAAGAUGAAGGAGAGGAGGGAGAGAUGGCUCAACAAGAUCAGCUCCAUCAAACAGGCCAAGGAGCAGCAGGCGGCCGAGGCCCGGAGGCAGGCCACGCCCGUGGUGGGAGACAUGAGGCCGCUGGCCGACGCCCUGCCGGAGCUCUCUCAGCUCAUCGCCCCCGCUGCCACCGCCCCCGCUGCUCGCCGCAAGAGCAGGAAAAACAAAGUGCCUGUGAAGAGACCCGAGCCAACAGAUUUCAGUCAGAUGAAACAAUCGCAGAAACGCAAACUCCUGGAAACGGAGACCAUCCAUUUCAGCAACGCAGUAAAGACCCUCUCUGCCAAAAUGAACCCUCUGGCUGACAUCGGUGAGCAGCUGAGGAAGAGGAUGAGGCAGGAAGAAGAGCAAGGUCCCAGCUAACAGCAGCAGCGGCUCAACUGAAGUGCUUCCACAGACUCAGAGCUACGAAUCCCAGGAACGAAAACCCAAGCCCGGCACAUCCUUGGGUUUAAAAGGAGGAAGAAGCAGAAAUGCUGUACCCCGUCACCUCUCUUAACCACUGACUAAAGGAUGCUGCUCCCAGACAGAGAGUGACAGAUGAGUGGCAUAAAGUGUAGUAUUUGUAACUGUUGACUCUAACGGAUAUCCUCUCAGUUUUGUAUCCACGUUUCUUCUUCAAUAAUAAUAAAUCAUAGUACAUUUACAAUCA